UAUAAAGUGGGGGCCUCGCGGCGCCCCGAAACACAAGCCCGCUCACUCCAACAAGAAGCAGCAGCUGCCCAGACUUGAGCCCACCACCGCGAUGUCUGAGACCACAAAACCCGCUGCUCCCAGCCAGGCUGCGGAUGAGAAGGAGAAGGCGGCUCCUGCGCCAACUCCAUCCCUCGACCCUGCUCCUGUCGCAAACAGCAAGGGCGAGGAGCCCUCCCCAGAAGCCUUCAGGAUCGUUGUCUUCGACCAGGAGAACUUCCAGGGCAGGCAGAUGGAGUUCACUGCCGAGUGCCUGAACCUGGCUGACCGUGGCUUCGACCGGGUGCGCAGUGUCAUUGUCACCUCUGGACCCUGGGUGGCCUACGAGCAGGCCAACAUGCGUGGGGAGAUGUUCAUCCUGGAGAAGGGCGAGUACCCUCGCUGGGACACCUGGUCCAGCAGCUACCGGAGCGACUGCUUCAUGUCCAUGCGUCCCAUCAAAAUGGAGGCUGAGGACCACAAAAUCUCCCUCUACGAGUCUGCUGACUUCAAGGGCAACAAGAUGGAAAUCCAGGAGGACGAUGUGCCCAGCCUGUGGGCUUAUGGUUUCUGCGACCGCGUGGGCAGCGUGCAGGUGCCCAGUGGAACUUGGGUCGGGUACCAGUACCCUGGCUACAGAGGCUACCAGUACCUCUUUGAGACCGGAGACUUCCGACACUGGAACGAGUGGUCUGCCUUCCAGCCCCAGAUCCAGUCCAUCCGCCGCAUCCGGGACAUGCAGUGGGACCAGAAGGGCACCUUUGUCACCCCCGACGCGCCCUCCGACUGAGCGUGCC
This is a messenger RNA of Catharus ustulatus (Swainson's thrush), 815 nucleotides long. RefSeq names its product crystallin beta B1 (gene CRYBB1). The transcript has 6 exons. Bases 92 to 808 code for a protein of 238 amino acids. Gene Ontology annotation, biological process: lens development in camera-type eye; visual perception. NCBI's taxonomy places the organism in Eukaryota, Metazoa, Chordata, Aves, Passeriformes, Turdidae. The record is from RefSeq and is a predicted model, not a curated record. Gene Ontology annotation, molecular function: structural constituent of eye lens.